AUGAGCAAUGGACGGGAGUUGCGGAAAGGAGUGAUGUCGAAGACAUUAGAUUAUCUGAAGCGUUUUAUCGGAGUAACCGUUGCGGGUGGUGGAGAGGAGGAAUUGAUCAAGUGUCUUGCACCUUCUUAUAGUGGUGCAUUUGAAUCGGAUGGUACUCAACCGCGUCAUGACGGUCUUAAUAGGGCUGGUAAUAUUUGGAUACCGACUAAUAAUUACUGCUUGUUCGAGGAUUGGCUGAUGCCAAUUGUUUUGGUGGGCACCCUCGACGUUAAUCGCUGA
Anisakis simplex (herring worm) is the source of this 279-nucleotide messenger RNA. Lineage: Eukaryota; Metazoa; Nematoda; Chromadorea; Rhabditida; Anisakidae. The record is from the annotation of a GenBank genome assembly.